GCAAGCUUCGUCCGUCAAGCUAUCAUGUUAUCCCAAAACCCAAAACGCGCCCUAAUUGCGUUGCUGGGCAUCGCGCCGCUUCCUCUUCUUGCCCAAGAUCCCUACCCGAUCACUGGUGUUCCCGUGAGCGAUCCUGGGAAUGGAGUCCCUCUUAGGCGGAACAUCAACGAGCUCCAGGCGGCAGGAGGAGCGCAAUGGGAGCUUUACAUCCGCUCGCUGCUCGAGAUGCAGCACAGCAACUACACCGAUCCGCUGUCGUACUUUCAAAUAAAUGGCAUCCAUGGGAGGCCCUUCGUGGAGUGGAACGGAACCGGCGGUCAGCAAACAACGGGAUGGGCUGGAUACUGCCCUCAUGGCGAAAAACUCUUUAUAUCAUGGCAUCGUCCAUAUGUGAUACUUUUUGAGCAAGUACUGGUAAGCCAUGCCAAACGCCUUGCUCAAACGUACCCUCAAGGCCUACGGGAGGUGUACACACAAGCGGCCGACCAGCUGCGGUCUCCGUACUGGGACUGGGCCGACAACUCAGCGGUUCCGCCAGCGACUGUUCCCGCCAAGGUGACGGUCAAUAUCCCCAACGGCGAUGGCGUGCAGGAGGAAGAGGUGGACAACCCGCUCUAUUCCUACGACAUCCCACAGCCAGUCCUCGACGGUCAGUAUGGGGCGUUUGAUAGCGAGAACAGGCCGCGGACCAUGCGGUGCCCCGCGCCGCAGACAUACCCCGAGUCUGCCAAUGGUCUCCUCGCCCAACGGCCUUAUAGACAAUGGGUGUACGAUGCAUUCACCCGCGCAGUGGACUUUACCGACUUUGCGACAACAAGCCCAACAAUUGUCAGCCUCGAGCUGAUUCACAAUGGCGUACAUUGGGAUGCGGCUUGUGGGCAACAAUUUCUGAGUCCGGAGUUGGCAGCUUUCGAUCCGCUAUUUAUGCUGCACCACAGCAACAUCGACCGGCUUUGGUCCUACUGGCAGGCCCUCAAACCCGACCAAGAUAUCUUUCAGGACUCUUACUCAGGCCAGUCUCGCUUCGCUUCUCCAGCCGGCAAGACAAUCUCAUCAAAGUCCCCCCUGGAACCGUUCUUUGGCCCAAACAGGGUCCAGCACACGACGGAAUCUGUGAGAAGCAUCCGUGGCUUCGGGUACUCCUACGAGGGCCUGGAGUACUGGAACAAGUCGCCAGAGCAAAUGCAACAAGACACCACAAGGCUGAUCAACCGCCUUUACUCGGCGCAACCAGCACCUCUGGACCGGCGACAGGAGACCGAGACAAAGUCGCGCUACUUUGCGCGGAUAGGCGUCGACAGGGAGGAGAUCCCUAAGCCUUGCCAGAUCAAGCUGUUUCAUGGCAACGAGGAGAUUGCCGGCGUCGUUGUCAUGGGCCAGCCAGCAGUUGGGCGAAUGUCCGCUGGCCUGCCGCUAGACCGCUUCAUGCACCCGUCCAAGAUGAGCGCCAUGGACCACGACGAGAAGACGAAGUCGAUCGCUUCGUCGCUCAACGUCAAGAUAGUCAAGCCUGACGGCAGCACCGUAGAGAACGUGAAGAGUCUUGUGGUGGAAUUGGAGGAUGUUACGGUCCGCCCACCCGUGACAGACGACAAGUUCCCAAAAUACGGCUCGUCCAAGUUCCACAAUGUCUCAAAUAGCUAGAUGCUGCUCCGGCUAGAAUAGAUUGCCGAAAAGGACGAUCGUACGUCGCCAUGCUUACGAUGAUGUCCCCAGCUGCGUGGCACGAGUAAUCAGCGUUGGGCGUGUACGGGCAAGCUGUCGGGGGUCCACGAUUCUGGGCGAGUACUUGCGUUAGAAUCCGGUCUUCCGGAGAGUCACUG
Molecule: messenger RNA, 1823 nt
Organism: Purpureocillium takamizusanense
Lineage: Eukaryota; Fungi; Ascomycota; Sordariomycetes; Hypocreales; Ophiocordycipitaceae
Product: Tyrosinase
Exons: 8
Coding region: 25-1644 (539 amino acids)
Molecular function (GO): oxidoreductase activity
Source: RefSeq, a predicted model, not a curated record